GUUCUUCUCCGCUACAGUUACGCUCGUCUAAGGACCAUCAAUAAUUGCGUCGCGGUCUAGUUCUUGGGCCGAUAAAUGGACCCGUCGGCGAGGUCGCGCCUUGAGUCUGAUGUCCAGGCUCUUCUCGCCGAGGCAUCAUUAGCUGGCACCCGAAAUCGCCGCCAACUUUCCUGCACGCCCUGCAGACAACGAAAGUGGGUGAUGCCAUGAAUGCAGUUGAUGUGCGCCUGCUGAGUCGCGGACAGAUUGAAAUGUAACCGAGGAAGGCCUUGUGAAAAUUGUCUCAGGAAAAAUGCACUGCAGGGAUGUGUGUACCCGGACUUCGCGAGACGUGGUCCUCGCAAGCCUGUCAAGGUCAAAGAGAGCAUCAACCGCCUGGAGUCGGUUUUACUAGAGCUCAGCGAAAGAAACGAGGCCUCUCUUGGCUCCGAAAAGGGCGAUUUCAUCCCGCGUGCUCAUCACGAGCAAGGUGAAGAGACUGGACAACAACGUCCACAAGACGAUGUUCAAAGGCAGGCUGUGGUGCGUCGAUCGACAACAAAAUGGGAUUCGAUCCUGGAGGAUAUCUCCGAGAUCAAGGACUACUUUGAGGAAAACGACGAGUCUCUCAAACGCGACAUUGACAAACUCCAGAUUGCAAAAUCCUCACCAAAGGUCUGGGAUAUCAUAUAUGGAGUCAAACAUCGCCAGGAUCUUGAAACAUUGCUCUCAUGUCUCCCAGAACGACCUCGGGUCGACAGGAUGGUGGCCAAAUAUUUUGAGAUGCUGGCAUUUUUCAGACCCGUGGUUCAUCCUAAGCAGUUUCAGCGCGAAUACACCAACUUCUGGAAGAAUCCUGCCGCCGUUUCGAUAACCUGGCUAGGCCUUCUUUUUUCAAUGCUUCAGCUAACUGUACAGGUCUCCCGCCAGCUUCCCAACGAUGCUUCGAACCCGGCACUCGACCCAGAUGAUAUGGUGUCCACAUUUAGACAUUGCGCGCUGCAAUGCCUUACCUUGGAUGACUAUGCCAAGGGUGACAUUCAUCUUCUGCAGGGUAUGCUCACCCAUCUUGAGGCUGAAUACUUUCAGUCACUGGAUCCUCAGGCGAACUUCUACAUCCUCACUGGGACUAUUGUCCGAGUUGCCCUUAUGCUUAAACUUCAUCGAGAUCCACGUCACUUCAGCAAUCUAUCCCCAUUUCAGGCCGAAAUGAGGCGGCGUUUGUGGUUGAGUAUCGUCCAUGGUGACGUACUAUUGUCCUUCCAAAUGGGUCUACCCUCAAUGAUACUGCACAGACAGGUGGACACUACUCUGCCGAGAAACCUUCGGGAAGAUGAUUUUGACGAGGAUACCAAACUUCUCCCUCAAAGUCGGCCUGUCGACAAUACCACCCACGUGGCCUUUUAUCUUGCAAAAGUACCGGUCAUCGAAGCUUUCGGCCAGAUCGCAUCACAUCUACAGGAUGUUCAUCCCUCACCUGGGGCAGUUCAAGCUCUAGAUGCUCAGCUCCGAACAGCAAGGUCCAGUGUGCCUGAGUACUAUCAGAUCCGUCCGAUUGAAGACUCACUGAUAGACCCGGCGUUUGCCUUGAUGUGCCGGUUCGCCAUAGAUCAGAUCUGCUUGACCGGUUUCUGCAUUUUGCACCGAAAGGGCCUGGUGGCCGCCAGAUUCGAUCAAAACUUCAAACAAUCCCGACAGGCCUGUGUCGACGCCGCCAUGAAAAUGCUCGAAUAUCAGCACGUCCGGCACCGGGAAAGUAAGCCAGGAGGGCGCUUGUCUGGCGUAGGAGCCACGAUGUUGUCAUUCACCAAGAAUGACUGGCUCUUGGCCGCAAUGCUGAUAUGCCUGGACGUCCAUCUUUCUGCGACCAACAAACAGACAAAUGUCUCGGAUGAUGAAUCAAUAUGGGGCCGCGACCGUCGUGAAGAGAUGCUCAAGGCACUCGAAAGAUCCUAUUAUAUCUGGCGUGAAUACAGUGAAGAGUCUGUGGAAGCGCUCAAAGCUAGUGAAGCACUCGCUGCCAUGCUUGCGAAGAUCCGGCCCGAAUUUGGUAUCUCGACCAAAUACGGGCUGACGAGAACAACAGCAACAACAACCCCUGUCAAUUGUCAAUCGCAAUCGACCCUUAAUUCGGCUACGGCUUGUACUGCUACACAGAAUGAUGCUGCUGAAACUUCAGGGCUUGGUCUGCAAGUACCAGAUAUGUUCUCAGAACCAGGGGAUAUUGACUGGGAUGAACUCGAUCGAUUCUUCAUCAGUACUGGCGCAAUGCCAUCAACCAUAGACAACGACAACAACGUUGCUAUUUACGACUCCGAAGACUGGCUGAACGGCGACGUGUGGACUACGGUUCAAGGUUCUUGAUCAUAUGCAGGGUCGAAAUGCUUGAUUGCUAUGGGCGAUGUCGGGGUGCAGAGACGAACAAUAGUGUCACGGGAUCCUAGGCCAAACUUAGGGGAGCGAGCACGAUCCAUCAUCUCUCCUCGUUCUCCCCCUUCACCUCCUAUCUCGGCUACAUACGGCUCACCGAGGCAUAUCGAAAUCAUCGGCGCGGUGGCGCCACUGUUCCUCCGGACCACAGCUUUGAGUUGGUUAUAGCACGCCGGUGCUGGAUCUUGAAUUGAUUCCCUUGCCAAGCAAAAUCAGCCGCAUGUCCAUAUAUGGGUGUCGUAGCCCCCGGGGAAAGUGUCACUCAAUCCCAUCCCCCGUCUGCUUCUUUGACACUGGAACAACCGGCAUGUCUUCGGAACAGAAUGAAGACGGUCGUCAUCUGCAGCACCAUAUAUCUAUCAACGCCGAAAAGAGUUGACGACAAUACCUUGAACUGCCCCUUUCAGCUCUCCCGAGUCAAUGAUGACCUCGGUUUGAGGUCACAUUAGGUCCCUGGCGAAGAACGAAAAGCUUUCCGUCUACCAAGGGGAGGAUGAGGCGGCACCCCAUGACUAGGCGAACUGUCACAUCGCGAGUGCGGUGAGCAUUACCAUUGCACGUCGUCACUUGAUGACUGUAGGGGCCUUGGUCAGUGAGUUGGACCUUUGCACUUACCAGGGUUUCGUCGUCAUCAGCAAGCGUUUUGGGUCGAUAUAUCACUGACGAUAUCACCAUCUACGGAGCAAUCAUCCCUCCAUUCACGUUUACGAGCCGUUUCAUUUGCUCGGUACUCGUUCAGGUGAACAGCUUUGACUGAAAGGUGUUGCUUGCCUUCGAUUUCCUAUUACUACUUCAAUAUCCUUGUGGUGUUGCAAUAAAUUACCCCGUCGGUCGUGUGACUCUUUCUUUUCGCCGUUCGGCAGUAUAAUGCAAACACCCGCGUGAGCACGGGGGAAUUUCUUCACUCGUCUAGAUGUAAGGAGACAAAGGAAAAAGGGUUAUAAAGGUUCUGUCUGCGUUCAAGACAAACCAACCAAUCUGUUAAAAAAAUGUCCACAAUAUUGACUGUAUUGGUCUCUCUCGACAUAAGAGCAACAAUCACACUGCGGUUGUGCCACCCUCGCAUUCGAACAGGAUAGCUGCCGACAUUGACGG
This is a messenger RNA of Exophiala oligosperma, 3504 nucleotides long. RefSeq lists its product as hypothetical. Gene Ontology annotation, molecular function: DNA binding; zinc ion binding; DNA-binding transcription factor activity, RNA polymerase II-specific. NCBI's taxonomy places the organism in Eukaryota, Fungi, Ascomycota, Eurotiomycetes, Chaetothyriales, Herpotrichiellaceae. The record is from RefSeq and is a predicted model, not a curated record. The coding region runs from base 742 to 2343 and encodes 533 amino acids. Gene Ontology annotation, biological process: DNA-templated transcription; regulation of DNA-templated transcription. The transcript is spliced from 5 exons. Gene Ontology annotation, cellular component: nucleus.